GAAAUGGCCACAAGACCAGCUCUCAGGCUUUCUUACUUACCCUUCUUUAGCUUCAUCGUCCUCCCCAUUGUCUUCCAAAGACUCUGCAUGGUGCCUUGCAUGGGCAUAUUAGACGUCGACUCGUUUGAGUGGCGCGAAGAGAAAGAAGAUGACGUUAAUGAGGUUCAAAGCCACCAGGGAUCAUCACCCAGAGACUGCAACUUGUCCGUAGGAGAGUGGGUUUUCGAUCCAUCGUACCCUCUGUAUGCACCAGGCUGCCCCUACCUCAGUACGCAAGUUAGCUGCAGGAGGAACGGGAGGCCAGACUCUGACUACGAGCGGUGGAGGUGGAAGCCAAAGCAAUGCUCAAUUCCAAGGUUCGAUGCGUUGGACUUUCUCGGAAGGAUCAGGAAAAAGAGGGUGAUGCUGGUGGGAGACUCCAUAAUCAGGAACCAGUGGGAGUCUCUUGUUUGCUUGGUGGAAGCAGUGAUCCCCAGCGAGUUGAAGACGGUCUCCUCCAAUGGCCCUUCCAUCGCUUUCCAUGCCAUGGGCUACGAGGCUUCAAUCGAGUUCUCCUGGGCUCCCCUUCUUGUCGAGCUGAAGGAAGAAGCAGAGAACAGGAGAGUGUUGCGCUUGGACUCCAUUGAAGAGAACGCCAAGUACUGGCUCGGAGUUGACGUGCUCGUGUUCGAUUCAGCUCACUGGUGGACUCACUCCGGCAAAUGGAGCUCGUGGGACUACUUCCAGGAAGGAGCGAGGCUGUUCACCAAUCUGAACCCCAUGGUCGCCUACGAGAAGGGGCUGACGACAUGGGCUAAAUGGGUGGACUUGAACUUAGAUCCCCGGCGAACUCGAGUCGUUUUCCGAAGCGUCUCACCUCGGCACAACAGGGAGAACGGCUGGCAAUGCUACAAGCAGAAGGAGCCGCUAGUCUUCCUGGGCUACUCGCCGCGCGUUCCGGGGCAAUUGGUGGUGCUGAGGGAGGUGCUGAAGAAGAUGAGCUUCCCGGUGUACCUUAUGGACGUGACCAGCAUGUCAGCUCUGCGUCGAGAUGGGCACCCCUCCAUCUACGCCGAGGAGGGGCGGGACAGAGAAGGCCCUGCCUCGGAUUGCAGCCACUGGUGCUUGCCUGGAGUGCCUGAUGCCUGGAACGAAAUGCUCUAUGCUCUUCUGUAGAUGCGUGCCCCGAGUGCUUCUGCAGAUUCUAGGAGAAGAGCUUCUGUAAAUUAAGGUCUGUCUCGAGCUUCGACCAUGAAGCAAUGGAGACAGUAGCGGUGUGCGGUGGGUGGUCACUACGUAGUGCUUUUCCUGUUGCUGCAUGCAAGCUAGUAUUAAAAUAAGAUAUUAAUAUGUUAAAUAAUUUAUUA
Molecule: messenger RNA, 1346 nt
Organism: Musa acuminata subsp. malaccensis (wild Malaysian banana)
Lineage: Eukaryota; Viridiplantae; Streptophyta; Magnoliopsida; Zingiberales; Musaceae
Product: protein trichome birefringence-like 36
Cellular component (GO): Golgi apparatus
Molecular function (GO): O-acetyltransferase activity
Source: RefSeq, a predicted model, not a curated record